This is a messenger RNA of Haliaeetus leucocephalus (bald eagle), 2468 nucleotides long. RefSeq names its product tumor protein D52-like 2 (gene TPD52L2). The record is from RefSeq and is a predicted model, not a curated record. The transcript has 9 exons. NCBI's taxonomy places the organism in Eukaryota, Metazoa, Chordata, Aves, Accipitriformes, Accipitridae. The coding region runs from base 57 to 746 and encodes 229 amino acids. Gene Ontology annotation, cellular component: cytoplasm.
CGGGAGGGGGGCGGGGAGAAAGGGUAACGGCGGCUGGACGGGCCUGAGGUGCCGCCAUGGAGAGCGCGAACCAGGAUAUCAACCUUAACUCUCCCAACAAAGGUCUGCUGUCGGAUGCCAUGACAGAUGUUCCCGUGGAUAGCGCGGCUGCGGCCAGGACCUCUGCGCCCGAAGGGCUGACUCUUGCUGAAGAGGAGGAGUUGAGAUCCGAGCUCGCCAAGGUUGAAGAAGAAAUUGGUACUCUCAGGCAAGUUCUGGCUGCUAAAGAGAGGCACUGUGGAGAGCUGAAGAGGAAGCUAGGUUUGACUCCCUUGGAUGGGUUAAAGCAAAACCUGUCUAAAAGCUGGCACGAUGUCCAAGUCUCCAAUGCUUAUGUGAAAACAUCUGAGAAACUUGGAGAGUGGAAUGACAAAGUGACACAGUCUGACUUUUAUAAGAAGACCCAGGAAACCCUUUCCCAGGCAGGACAGAAGACUUCAGCAGCGCUUUCCAAUGUAGGUUCUGUUAUCAGCAGGAAACUUGGUGACAUGAGGGCUCACCCCUUCUCGCAUUCCUUUAGCAGCUACUCCAUUCGCCACUCGAUAAGUAUGCCAGCGAUGAGGAAUUCUGCAACCUUCAAGUCAUUUGAAGAUAGAGUUGGGACCAUAAAGUCCAGAGUGGUGGGCAGCAGGGAAAAUAGCACUGAAGGCCUCCACUCCCCCUCGGGAGCUGGAGACAAGCCUCCACAAGACAACGCUCCUUUCUAGACCUGCGAUGUGGCUUUGCACGGCUGUGCACAACUGUAAGAGCAAGCCCCUGCCCUCCCAAGUCUUCACAACAGCAACAACAUGCGAAUCCAAGAAGGGGCUGAGAGCCAGUCUGGAGAGAUCCAUCAUUCAUUCAUAGACACUGCUGCUGGAUCCAAGUCAAAUAAAGAGAAUGCAAAGUUUUGUACACAAAUAAUAUUUUACACUAAAGUUUGUAGAUUAAAUGUAUCACUGCUGUCCUUUUGGGAGAGCAUGUAAGAUGGAGUUUCCUUAAAGCAGCUCAGAAAUGCCACUGUUGCAGAUGAGAACAGUUUUCCCUUGUCUGACAUAACUUGGAACAGAUACAUUGCCCUGAGCAGUGUGAGGAGGGCAGCUACUGGAGAAGCCAAGUGCAUGGGCUUCUUAGCUUCAGCUUCUGGCUAUGUUCUCUGUUCAGGGCAUGCCAUGCAGCUACUCGGUGAGCUCCCAGGCUUCUCCCGUUACUGUUUUCGCUGGCUCUCAUUGGAGCAGUCUUGUAAAUGGGGUAAACAGUUGGGUUUUUUUCUGGGCUCCCAAAAGGAAAACUUCACUUAGCAGCUGCCUCGUUGUUACACUAAUGCUCUAGCUUUAACAAAACUAAAAAUCUUUAUUUUUAAAUGCAAUGAACUUUAAAGAAAUAAAGCUUAAAAAAAAAAAAAAAAGGAAGCUUCGGCAUCAUAUUAGGGAAAUGCUCCCUUGGACUCUGAAACUGAAUUGCAAGCCUUACAUCACCUUAUGCUUUACUUGUUUAUGAUUUUUUUUUUUUCUAUAGAGAAGACUGUAAGGGUUAUAAAGCUGAAUGUUGAGCACUGGAGUUUUGCAUCAUACAGUAGUAGCAGCAUGCUUAUAAGCCAGUUCUUGUGUUAAAUUCAGUGGUGCACUCCAUUUCCUGAGUGUAUGAAACUUGCUUCUCCCUUCUCAGUUUAUGCCUUCGUUCUUGGAGGAAGAAUUUCUGAAGGCUGCUAGCAACAGGGCCAGAUUAAAAAGGCCAAAGCUGUCUCUAGCAAUACGGACACUAUGUUGGAGGGACUCUGCUCUGUUCUCUGUGGGCUCCUCCAUCUGGUACAUCUGACUGUGACUGGAUGGGUUUUUCAAUUGAAAGCCCCAGCUCUAAUCUUGGUUUACAAAACUGGCAGAGAAUCACGGAGCUCAACCAGUUCCCCCAGGGGCUGGAUGUUUUACUCUUUUGAUGUCCAACUUCAUUGCUCAGGAGCUGAAAAAUUCCAAGUUUUCUUCUAGACGCCUGAUCUUAUUCUAGGCAAGGUGCCUCCACAUAGAAAUACCUAGAGUGAGCAGUUCUGUGCCUUGGAGGCGAAGUGGCACUUACUCAGGUCUUUAGACUUGCUUAUGUACAUAUCUGGGUAGUUUUAGUGGUUUAUCACCCUGGAGGGACUGAUCCGUCUCUGACCCUUCUUUAGAGAAGCAAGUUUUGACACUUACCUGCUGAUUAAUCUCCGUUUCCCCCACCCCUGCUCCCCUCCCUCUGCAGACCUGGGGAUGCGGGAUGAAAUAUUAGAAGGCAGAUGUACUAGGCAGUAGGUGGAGUGUAGAGUGUCAUUUACUGGCACUCCUUGUUUGACUGAAACUGGCCUCCCUGUGAGGAACAGAGCCAGUGAAAUGGGGACUGCUGGAGCUUGAGUAUUGAACUGUUUCUCUAUAUGGAUAAAUAGUGAGGAAACUUGUCAAUAAAGCGUUCCUUUGGGA